CUUUAGAACCCGGCGUUUCUCGCGUGGUUCUCGAGCGCGAGCACUGAGCGCUGUGCACACUUCCCGCUCCCGCGCGCGGCGCUUGCUUACAGGUGGGCUCUGUGCUGAAGCUGGAGGACGCGCGAGCUGGUUUGGGGAUUGAAAACAACUACACUAACCUGGAGGAAAGACUUUACAGCUGUGAUACAGUUGCAUCCGCGCGCACAUCUUCCCUCAUCAGAUUCUCCUGGGCAGAAGCGAGGAGACACACUCCUCAGUCCUCGGCAGGGCUUGUUGAGAAAUGAAUGGACGAUAUUUUCGCUUCUAUGGAUUCUUGAUCUACCUGAUGUUAAAUGGAGUCUGGCAGACAAGGUCAAAAUCAGAUGUGUCUGGUUCAGAGGCUUUCAAAAACAACAUCACACUUUUUACAAGAAUCCUGGACCGACUUUUGGAUGGCUAUGAUAACAGGCUGAGACCAGGUCUUGGAGAUCGAGUGACUGAGGUAAAGACUGAUAUUUACGUGACCAGUUUUGGGCCAGUAUCAGAUGCAGACAUGGAGUACACAGUGGAUGUGUUCUUCCGUCAGCGCUGGACAGAUGAGCGACUGAAGUUCCACGGGCCAAUGAACAUCCUGCGGCUCAAUAAUCUGAUGGCCAGUAAGAUCUGGACCCCCGACACCUUCUUCCACAAUGGCAAGAAGUCUGUGGCGCACAACAUGACCAUGCCAAACAAAUUACUGCGGAUCAUGGAGAAUGGGACACUACUUUACACCAUGAGGCUGACAGUGCAGGCAGAAUGUCCAAUGCAUUUGGAGGACUUCCCCAUGGACUCUCAUUCAUGUCCACUGAAAUUUGGCAGCUAUGCAUAUACUCUGACAGAGGUGACCUAUGUUUGGACAAGAAAUGCCACGCUUUCAGUGGAGGUGGCUCCAGAUGGAUCAAGGUUAAACCAGUAUGACUUGAGGGGCCAAACUGUUGGCAAAGAAACCAUUAAAUCCAGUACUGGGGAAUAUACAGUGAUGACAGUUCAUUUCCAUCUGAAGAGGAAGAUUGGAUAUUUUGUGAUCCAAACUUACUUGCCCUGCAUCAUGACUGUCAUUCUGUCCCAGGUUUCCUUCUGGCUUAACCGUGAAUCAGUACCUGCUCGAACAGUUUUUGGUGUGACUACAGUGCUCACAAUGACCACUCUGAGUAUCAGUGCUCGUAACUCGUUGCCCAAAGUGGCCUAUGCCACUGCGAUGGACUGGUUCAUUGCUGUGUGCUAUGCCUUUGUCUUCUCUGCCCUCAUUGAGUUUGCGACAGUCAACUACUUCACCAAACGGGGCUGGGCCUGGGAUGGCAAGAGCAUUCUCAACGACAAGAAAAAUGAGGGCUCUGUUAUGAAGAAGAACAACGCUUAUGCAGUCGCUGUGGCAAAUUAUGCUCCCCACAUCAGUAAGGAUUCAGCUUUGCCCACUGUUUCCAAGAGCGCUCCAUCAGAGCCCGCUAAAGCUCAGCCUGUGGCAAAAGAGAGCAAGAAGACCUUUAACAGCGUAAGCAAGAUCGACCGCAUGUCCCGCAUCAUCUUCCCUGUGCUUUUUGGCAGCUUCAACCUGGUCUAUUGGGCUACAUAUCUCAACAGAGAGCCUGUCAUUAAGAACAUGGUUCCCUCUCACUGACCAUUCCAUUAAAUAUGAAUAUACACAUCACCCCCACAUACACACAUAAACAGACAUACACAUUAAAAUAUUGCUUAGCUUUUGUACCUGUUUAGUACUGUGUUACGCUUUGCAUUUUUGUCUUACUAUUAAGAGUUUAUACCAUGUCCUUCAUCUUUAAAACCACUUUCACUGCCAGGCCAAUCUUCAGAAUGAUAACAUGCCUUUUUUAUUUGGUAAGGACUGUUGGUAAAAAUUAAAACUUUAUUUAUUUUUAUUUUAUCAGACAACGAUAAAGCAUUUUUCUCACAAGAUUCAAUAUUUUCACUUAAUUUUUAAUUGUACUUGUUUCCUUCCAAUGUAAUCUUAAUUUUUAAUUGUACCUGUUUCCUUCCAAUGUAAUAUUCUUCUUAUUAUAUAUAGAUACUAUCUUGCCUCUUACAUAAUUGUGCCAAUUUGGGAAGAGCAGGUAAAAUAUAGGGAUUUUUCCCCCCCCUUUUUCCUUUUUUAAAUACAUGCAGUACAGUAUGAGAUGGUAGGAUGAGAAUGCUUAAGUUCUCAUUCAAUUGCCUAAAUGUUGUUAGGAGGAAGGAAGAAGCCUGCCAUCCUUUCCUCAGUAAAAGCACUGCCGAUUAUAUCCUUAAGUGCCAAGGAUGGCACAUGGCACAGCUGGGAUAUUAAUAUUAGAUGUAGUUUGUGCAGUCAUUCUUAGAAUAAUUUCUCUUUCCCUUACUUGAAUGUGACCUUAAAAAGAAAACAGCUCAGCACUCUGUCUGGGCCUGUGCCACUUAGAUGCACUUAAUGCAAAUAACGUAGUUCAAAUGUUUUUCAAAUGAACUUACACUUCCAUUAUACAUUUUAAGAUAGAUACAAUUAUGAACAAGUAUUUUCAGCCAGAUGUCUAUCUUUUUCUAAUGUCAAAA
Pangasianodon hypophthalmus (striped catfish) is the source of this 2538-nucleotide messenger RNA. RefSeq names its product gamma-aminobutyric acid type A receptor subunit alpha2a (gene gabra2a). NCBI's taxonomy places the organism in Eukaryota, Metazoa, Chordata, Actinopteri, Siluriformes, Pangasiidae. The coding region runs from base 281 to 1636 and encodes 451 amino acids. Gene Ontology annotation, molecular function: GABA-A receptor activity; GABA-gated chloride ion channel activity; inhibitory extracellular ligand-gated monoatomic ion channel activity. The record is from RefSeq and is a predicted model, not a curated record. The transcript has 10 exons. Gene Ontology annotation, cellular component: dendrite membrane; GABA-A receptor complex; synapse. Gene Ontology annotation, biological process: gamma-aminobutyric acid signaling pathway; chloride transport; synaptic transmission, GABAergic.